Zea mays is the source of this 1323-nucleotide messenger RNA. Its product is annotated as WAT1-related protein. Gene Ontology annotation, molecular function: transmembrane transporter activity. The coding region runs from base 120 to 1211 and encodes 363 amino acids. The transcript is spliced from 4 exons. Lineage: Eukaryota; Viridiplantae; Streptophyta; Magnoliopsida; Poales; Poaceae. The record is from RefSeq and is marked provisional. Gene Ontology annotation, cellular component: membrane.
CAUAUAGCUAGGUUAUUUGCAGCUAGCUAGCUACGCACACGUACGUCCGAUCGAUCCGUUGUUCGUUGGGAAUCCAAUCAAAUCAUUAAUUGCAGACUAAACUAAACUAAACUAGAACCAUGGCGGCGGGCGCGUUGGAGGCGAAGAAACCCUACCUGAUCGCCCUCGCCGUGCAGAUCAUCGGCACCGGCAUGUUCGUCAUCUCCAAGGCAGCCUUCGACGACGGCAUGAGCACCUUCGUCUUCAUCUUCUACAGGAUGGCCCUCGCCUCGCUCAUCCUCGUGCCCACAGCCAUUGUGCAGCAGAGGAAGAAUCUGCGGCCCAUCAUGUCUGAUCCCAGGCUGCUUCUCAAGCUCUUCUUCCUUGCCUUGAUCGGGAACACUUUCAGCUUGAACACGUACAACCUGACCCUGAAGCUGACGUCUGCGACGGUGGGGUCCGCGCUGGCCAACUCCGUGCCCGUCUUCACCUUCUGCCUGGUGCUGCUGCUGCGGAUGGAGGCGGCGAACCUGAGGACGGUCGCCGGCGUGGCCAAGGCCGCCGGAGUCGCGCUCUGCGUCGCCGGAGUGCUCGUCCUCGCCCUGUACGCCGGGCCGGCGAUGAGCCCCGUCAACCACCACCGCGCCUUCGCCGCCGCCGCCCCGCCGCGUGCCUCCACCAGCAGCAGCAGGAUGACGUGGAUCACAGGGACGCUGCUCAUGGUGCUCGCCAACGUCACGUGGGCGCUCUGGAUCGUCCUGCAGUCGGCAUUGCUCAAGGAGUACCCCAACAGGAUGCUUGUGACGGCGACCCAGUGCGUGUUCAGCAUGCUGCAGUCGUUCGUCGUGGCCGUGGUGGCAGAGAGGGGUGACUUGUCCAAGUGGAGGCUCCGCUGUGACAUUACCCUCGUAGCCGUCCUUUACGUGGGUUUCGUGGUGACGGGACUGUCCCAUUAUCUCCAAGCGUGGUGCAUGGAGCUGAAAGGCCCGGUGUUCCUGGCGAUGACGAACCCGCUCUGCUUCGUCUUCACCAUAUUCAGCUCCUCCUUCUUUCUGGGAGAGAUCGUGCACCUUGGCAGCGUUCUGGGUGGAGCUCUGCUUGUUGCCGGCCUUUACAGCGUGCACUGGGGAAAGCUCAAGGAAGAAGACAUGGCAUCUGAUCAGGAAAAGACCAACAAGCAGGAAGAAGAAGCAGCAGCAGCAGGGGCAUCCUCAGCGCUCCAACAACCGUGACAAGCUAGGGCAUUGCAUCAUUCAACUGAUGCAUGCUCAACUCACCUCGGCGAUCCAACACUCUACUACUCUGUUGUAUCCGAACGAAUAAAUAUAUAUGUCAACUUAUAUU